AUGCACAAGUAUAAUGAGGACCGCCUUAACGAUUCGUCACGGAGUGAAAGCUUUGUCGGCAGCUCCACCAGUGGUGACAGCUACAAGAAUGGUGUCAAGCAGUUCGGAUUCCACACAGUGACGUGCUGCGGGUUUAUUCCUCAACCAAAUGACUGGUGCGAUGAUUGGGCGGCAUUUUUCGUCAGAAACCGACUGAAGGUCCAGGUUGAUAUGUUGAUUGAGAAAGGAGCGAGAGAUGUGUUAUCUCUUUGGCCAGAACUAGAGAGAAAAGUAACAACGCUCCUCGCGCCAUGCGCCGGUGUGGUGCCAGCACUGGUGCACGGUGACUUGUGGGGUGGCAAUUGGUCCAGUUGCAGUGAUGGUCCAGUGCAUUCUUGCGAUCCAGAAUUCGAACAAGGCAUCAUGAAUAUGUUUGGCGGGUAUGGAAAAGAUUUUUGGGCGGCUUAUCACAAAGUGCUGCCGAAAAGACCGGAUAGGGAAAAACGUGUGCUCAUAUACGAGCUAUUCCAUCAUCUAAACCAC
Messenger RNA from Ostertagia ostertagi, 522 nucleotides. The record is from the annotation of a GenBank genome assembly. Lineage: Eukaryota; Metazoa; Nematoda; Chromadorea; Rhabditida; Trichostrongylidae.